AUGUCGCCCAAACCCGCUGGUAACAGCAUCCUCGGACCAAACAACCCCCUUCCGUCCGCCCCAAGACCCAACACUCCGCCGCCGCCGUACACCUCCAGCGUACACGACGACGACACCACCGACAACCACGAAAUGCUCCCCAUCACCUCCGCCCACUUCUCCUCCCUAUCCGUGCGUCCCACUGAAGUCCUCCUAGCCUUUCCACGCACCUUCGAACCGGAUCUGGAGCACGGCAACCUAGACCCCACGCCCAGCGUCGCGAGCAGACUGAAUGCCUCCACGCUGCCACCAGCUGCUGCUCUCACAUACCCACCAACAGCAGCCGCAGCGUCUCAGCGACUCCACUGGGCGCAUACGCCAAGUGUUCCUACUGCAGACGACGUGGUCCAGACGACGCCGAGCAGGCACGGGGGCACUAGCGCAGAGGUGAAGGGGUGGAAGGUGUGCUGUUGGUGCGUGUUCGUAUUGACAGUGGUGGCGGCAGUCGUGGUGGCGGUGUGGGGUCUGGUGAGGUAUUGGUGGGGUAUGCGGCGAUGA
Molecule: messenger RNA, 537 nt
Organism: Ascochyta rabiei
Lineage: Eukaryota; Fungi; Ascomycota; Dothideomycetes; Pleosporales; Didymellaceae
Exons: 1
Coding region: 1-537 (178 amino acids)
Source: RefSeq, a predicted model, not a curated record